Molecule: messenger RNA, 735 nt
Organism: Amoebophrya sp. A25
Lineage: Eukaryota; Dinophyceae; Syndiniales; Amoebophryaceae
Source: the annotation of a GenBank genome assembly
GUACACUCUUAAGGCCGCGAUAACGCGUGUUAUAGCGCAUUUUGAUCAACUAAUGAGGGCCUCACUUAUCCUCUCUUGCAGUGAAUUUCCUGCAAUGUAUCUAGCGUUCUACUGUAGUUGAGGACUCACUUAGAAUGCUCCUGUAAGAUGCUAUAAUGUUGCAUGCAGCAAACCAGAAUACAGCAAACCAGGACUCAUCCUUUCUUGCAAUUAGAACUGCUUUUAAGUAGUGCCUUCUCUGGUAGGAGCGAUGGAUCCUUCUAACAUUUCGCAGACGAGGAACGGGCAUUACGAUGUUUACAGGAUCGCGAUCUACCAGAACUCGACCGCCAGAGGCGUGAGCUCUAUCUCCGCGAGAACACGGCCAGAGCUGUUGCAAGAGAAAUUUAUGGCUUUUGGUGGUAACGCUUGAGAUACUGAUAGUAAGGAUUUGUUACUUGUUCCAUGGAAGUCGGCUCUCUCUCUUUGAUUCUUAGCAUUCAUCUGAAAAAAUGAUCGUAGGACGUGAAGAUAUGGCUGAGGAGAAUUUUUAGGUCCGUGGUUUGACGGUGAGAAAUUAGAUUUACCAAGUAGAUCUACACGUGACGAAACUUACCAAGUAGGCGCCACAGACCAAGUCUAUGAUUGGGAGCGACGAAUCAAACGAUGCUGGAGUGGCCAACCUCCUCUAAGACAAUGAUAGGCCAGAGCCACCGACGAGUUAUGUGCGCUUUCAGGAUGGCUUGGAUGAGAAAG